AUGACCCUGAGCGCGGACAUGUCCGAUGCCUCCGGCCUCGCCGAGGAGACCGACAUCGACGUGGUGGGGGAGGGCGAGGACGAGGACGACGAGGAAGAGGAGGACGAGGGCGGCGGCGGCGGCGGCGGUGGGGGGCCCCGGCUGGCGGUCCCCGCCUCGCGGCGGCGCCGCUCCUACGCCGAGGACGAGCUGGAGGACCUGGAGGAAGAGGACGACGACGAGGACCUCCUCCUGGCCCCGCGGGCGGGCGGCUCCCCGGGGGCCCCGGGCCCGGCUCCGGGCGCGGGGGCCGGGGCUGGCGCGGGCGGGGGCGCGGGAGGCGUUGGCGUGGGCGCUGCCGGCGGCGCUGGCGGGGGCGCGGGCGGCGCCAAGAACCCGCUGGUGAAGCCGCCCUACUCGUACAUCGCGCUCAUCACCAUGGCCAUCCUGCAGAGCCCCAAGAAGCGGCUCACGCUGAGCGAGAUCUGCGAGUUCAUCAGCGGCCGCUUCCCCUACUACCGGGAGAAGUUCCCCGCCUGGCAGAACAGCAUCCGCCACAACCUCUCGCUUAACGACUGCUUCGUCAAGAUCCCCCGCGAGCCGGGCAACCCGGGCAAGGGCAACUACUGGACGCUGGACCCCGAGUCCGCCGACAUGUUCGACAACGGCAGCUUCCUGCGCCGGAGGAAGCGCUUCAAGCGGCAGCCGCUGCUCCCGCCCAACGCCGCCGCCGCCGCCGCCGAGACGCUGCUGCUCCGCGGGGCCGGGGGCGCGGGGGGCGCGGGCGACCCGGCCGCCGCCGCCGCCGCCGCCGCGCUCUUCCCGCCGCCGCCGCCGCCGCCCGCCUACGGCUACGGCCCCUACGGCUGCGGCUACGGCCUGCAGCUGCCGCCCUACCCGCCGCCCUCCGCGCUCUUCGCCGCCGCCGCGGCCGCCGCCGCCGCCGCCUUCCACCCGCACUCGCCGCCGCCGCCCCCGCCGCACGGCGCGGCCGCCGAGCUGGCCCGGACCGCCUUCGCCUACCGGCCGCCCCCGCUCGGCGCCGCCGCCGCCAUGCCCGGGCCCCUGCCGGCCUCCGCGGCCAAGGCGGGCGGCGGCCCCGGCGCCUCGGCCCUGACGCGCUCGCCCUUCUCCAUCGAGAGCAUCAUCGGGGGCAGCCUGGGCCCCGCCGCCGCCGCUGCCGCCGCCGCCGCCGCUGCGCAGGCCUCGCCCGCGCCCUCGCCCGUGGGGACGCCGCCCGCGCCCGGACCCGGACCAGGACCCGGACCCGGCGGCGGCGGCUGCGCGGCUCAGGCGGCCGUGGGUCCCGCGGCCGCGCUCACUCGCUCGCUCGUGGCCGCCGCGGCCGCCGCCGCCUCCUCCGUGUCCUCGUCGGCCGCGCUGGGGACGCUGCACCAAGGCGCCGCCCUGUCCGGCGUGGAGCCCUUUACCGCUAGGAUUUCCAAUUGUUAG
Messenger RNA from Pipistrellus nathusii (Nathusius's pipistrelle), 1431 nucleotides. Lineage: Eukaryota; Metazoa; Chordata; Mammalia; Chiroptera; Vespertilionidae. The record is from the annotation of a GenBank genome assembly.